Messenger RNA from Sceloporus undulatus (fence lizard), 13396 nucleotides. RefSeq names its product prospero homeobox 1 (gene PROX1). The record is from RefSeq and is a predicted model, not a curated record. Bases 2527 to 4881 code for a protein of 784 amino acids. Gene Ontology annotation, biological process: regulation of transcription by RNA polymerase II. Lineage: Eukaryota; Metazoa; Chordata; Lepidosauria; Squamata; Phrynosomatidae. Gene Ontology annotation, cellular component: nucleus. The transcript is spliced from 7 exons. Gene Ontology annotation, molecular function: DNA-binding transcription factor activity, RNA polymerase II-specific; RNA polymerase II cis-regulatory region sequence-specific DNA binding.
UCAAGGUUUGAUAUUUGAAAUUUAUACUUUUUGGGGGGAACAUUUUCAAACCGUGGAUGCUUGAAUCCAUGUAUAAAAAAUCUGUGUAUAAGAAGGGCUGUGUGUGUGUGUGUAUGAAAUGGUUGAUUGCUAAUACGUAUUGGGAUAAUUGUAUUCUAAUUAAACCAGUAACUUUUCAAUAAAAAAAUAAAAACAGUACACGCAAUAACUCAAUAAAUAUGUCCAAUAACUAUGGUACAUUCAUUUUAAUUUGAAUGGACCUUGUAACACUGUGAUGUGCUGACUAUGAAAAAGGUUUUUUUUGUCAGUUUAGUUUAGAUGCUUUGUUUGUUACAGAGCCACUUGUGACUGUAAAUGUUUUCAAAGGUGGUAGUCAUUUUUGUAAGAUGGCAAUUCAGUGGCCGUGAGCUGUAUGUGGUUGUCACAAAUAAGACAGCACUGUACAAGCAUUACAGUGUAGAUACCACAUUGAUACCGUGUGUUCAUAAACCGUGAUGUAUAUAUUUGAGGCAUGCUGACCUGAAAAUAAGUCCCACUUGGGACCUGCUCCCAAGAUCGUAAACAAAGGUGCAUCUUUACAAGUGGCUACUCAGAAGAAAGCCCUGCCAUUUUCAGUGGGACUUUUUCUGAGGAAAGCAUGUACAGCUUUCAAGGUGAGGUCUUAUUUGCAAAUCUAAAAGUAUACAGGGCUCAUAGGAUUGAAAUGCACGCUUUGAAAUUGGCACCUCAUGACUAAAGGCGGCUUACGUAAAAAUAUGUGUGUAUAUGACAUUGCCACCCAAAGUUGCAAAGGGAUGUGCAUUUAUCAGAGAGGAAGUGUCACUGAGUUCCAUGGGGGUGACUUUGGGUAAAUAUUAGUUGGAUUGGGCCUUGUGUCUUGGAAUCCAUGUUCCACCCAUUUUGAUCUUCAUUAAAAGCAGAUUUGUGUAUAGUGUGAUUUGAGAACACUGGCUGGGCAGGUUUAAGGUACAGAGAGAAUAUGUGACAGGUGCCCAAGAAUAGAAAGAAAAAUUGUGAACAAGCUAGGAUGAAGUCCCCAUAUCUGUCUUUCAUUAACCCACCCACCUACUUUCUCUUCAGAAAGCCUUCAAAGUUGCAGGUUUGUAGUCUGCAUUUGAAUAUGCAUGUGUGAGGGAUGGAUGGCUGUGUGCAUACGUAUGAGAACUUGUCAUUUGUGAAGUUUAAUGUCAUCUAGUAGGUUAAUGGAGGGUAUGUAUAACACAGAGGUUGAACUAUCAGAUUAAAAAUAGAGAAUGAUGUUUAGUGCUUGCCUCCUUUGCACUCACUAGCCUGGUGAGUUGUAAAAUUCAUCUUGUUGCAUUUAAAUGGAUUAGCAUGUAGCCACAUGCUUAUUUUUUAGCAUCUUUGCUUUGCGUUUGUCUUACAAAAUCUACAGCCAAGUUAUUUCACGGGUUACAUCCUUCAAGGCCUCUUCCAUCACAUAUUUUGCUUACUUUUUCCAGUGCUCACUUCUAACAGAUAAAAAGUCCCUAGUUAGAACUCCAAAGCAUUUGAGACCUAAUAUUUAAAGGAUUUGAACACCCUUUAAGGAUUCAAAAACAACAUGUAAUUCAUACCUCUCAGCCAAGUUGUAUUAUAUUACAUACAACAUACUUGAAACACUUCAUUAAUCUGUGACUUACUGAUUUCUAAAUUAAAAGGUGGCCUCUUUUUUUAACCACUAGAUUUUGCUUAAAUCAGCUAAAAAAUAAAUGGGCAACUUUCAUAUUGCCAGUCUUAGAUACUGGUUAUUUCUGUUGCACUUUUUGAGUUUUUUGAAGAUGGAUACCUUAACAGUGUUCCAUUACAAGCUGUUAGGGUAAUUUCUUAGAGGAUUUUCUUAGGGGCCAUUUGAUUCCAUAUUCUCAUUGGAGGCUCCAUACCUUUUGUGGCAGUGAAAGAACUAAGAAAGUCUGGGAUGAACUUACCUGUGAAAUGACUUAAUUUUGCAAGUAUUGGAUUUUGCUAGUAUGCCACCACUCAUGACAGCGAGUGUGGGUUUGAAUCCCUGCUCAGCCAUGGAAACCCCCUGGGUGAUCUUGAGCAGGUCACACCCUCUCAGCCUCAGAGGAAGGAAAGGGCAAACCCCCACUGAACAAAUUCUGUCAAGAAAACCCAGUGACCUUAGGGGUCACCAUAAGUUGGAAACAGCUUGAAGGAACCCUACUACAACAAGCCACCAAUUACCAAUUACCUUGGCACAAUUGUACAUUGAUUUCCUGGGAAUCUCCAGCAUGGGUCCAUAUAAAGAAGAGAUCUCAUUUUAAAAACUCCACUUCUGAUUAUUGAAAAGUCUUGUCCUCCUGGUCCAUCAGAUGAAUUCAGUUCUGCCAUACAAUCUCAUAUAAAUUAAUUCUGCCCCAGUUGGUACAUGUAGUGAGAGUCAGAUGCUCUUUUCAUUUUUUAUUUGUCUAUGAUGAUUGUGGCCAACCCCUUCUUCUUCGUUUGAAUUCAGUCAGGGUCCCAGGAUUCUUGAGCUGUGCCCAGCUGACAAGCUUUUGAAGAUGGCACAAUAACAGUUCAGUGAUGCCUGACCAUGACAGCACAGCCCUCUUAAGCAGGCAGACCAAGAGAAGAAGAGUUGACAUUGGAGUGAAAAGGACGGUAGGGACAGCAUCUGCAUUUUUUGCAAAGGCGAGAGCGUCGUUUUUUAGUGCCAUGAAUUCCCAAGGUUCAGAGCAGGAUGUUGAGUAUUCAGUGGUGCAGCAUGCAGAUGGGGAGAAGUCAAAUGUGCUCCGCAAGCUGCUGAAGAGGGCGAACUCGUAUGAAGAUGCCAUGAUGCCUUUUCCAGGAGCAACCAUAAUUUCCCAGCUGUUGAAAAAUAACAUGAACAAAAAUGGUGGCACUGAGCCCAGUUUUCAAGCCAGUGGCCUCUCCAGCACAGGCUCAGAAGUACAUCAGGAGGAUGUGUGCAGCAACUCUUCAAGAGACAGCCCCCAAGAGUGUCUUUCCCCUUUUGGCAGGCCUACGAUGAGCCAGUUUGAUAUGGAUCGGUUAUGCGAUGAGCACCUGAGAGCUAAGCGUGCCCGGGUUGAAAAUAUCAUUCGGGGGAUGAGCCAUUCCCCAAGCGUCGCAUUAAGGGGCAAUGAAAAUGAAAGAGAGAUGGCUCCACAGUCUGUGAGCCCCCGAGAAAGUUACCGAGAAAAUAAACGCAAGCAAAAGCUGCCUCAACAGCAGCAGCAGAGUUUCCAGCAGCUGGUUUCAGCAAGGAAAGAACAGAAGCGAGAGGAGCGCAGACAGCUGAAACAGCAGCUGGAGGACAUGCAGAAACAGCUGCGCCAGCUGCAGGAAAAGUUCUACCAAAUCUAUGACAGCACAGAUUCUGAAAAUGAUGAAGAUGCUGGUAACCUGUCUGAAGAUAGCCUGCGUUCAGAAAUGCUAGAUGGCAGAGCAAGGGAUUCCGUGGGCAGGUCAGAUAAUGAAAUGUGUGAAUUGGACCCGGGGCAAUUCAUUGACCGUGCACGUGCCCUGAUCAGGGAACAAGAGAUUGCUGAAAACAAACCCAGGAAGGAAGGCCCCAAAGAGAAAGACCAUGGGCCACACUCUUUCCAUCCAGAAGGCAAACACCUAGCUGAGACACUGAAGCAGGAACUGAACACUGCCAUGACUCAAGUUGUGGACACUGUGGUCAAGAUUUUCUCUUCUAAACCUGCCCGCCAACUUCCUCAGGUCUUCCCGCCACUUCAGAUCCCCCAAGCAAGAUUUGCUGUGAAUGGGGAGAACCACAACUUCCACACAGCCAACCAGCGCCUCCAGUGCUUUGGUGAUGUCAUCAUUCCAAACCCACUAGACACCUUUGGCAAUGUGCCACUGCCUAAUUCCACAGACCAAACAGAAGCACUGCCCCUAGUUGUCCGCAAAAAUUCAUCUGACCCGUCUGCCUCUGGCCCUCCUCCUGGCAGCCACCACCCUGCUCUCCACCAAUCUCCACUAUCUGCUACCACAGGUUUCACUUCAUCUUCUUUCCGCCAUCCUUUUCCACUACCCCUUAUGGCAUACCCAUUUCAGAAUCCACUAGGUGCUCCUUCAGCUGCCUUUCCAGGGAAAGACAGAGCUUCCCCAGAAUCCUUAGAUCUAACAAGGGAGACCACAAGUCUGAGGACCAAGAUGUCAUCACACCACAUGAACCAUCACCCUUGUUCACCAGCGCACCCACCCAACACAGCUGAAAGCCUCUCUAUAUCUCUCAUCAAGUCUGAGUGUGGUGACCUACAAGAUAUUUCUGAAAUCUCACCGUACUCGGGGAGUGCAAUGCAGGAAGGUCUGUCGCCUAACCACUUGAAAAAGGCUAAACUCAUGUUCUUUUAUACCCGGUACCCAAGUUCCAAUAUGCUGAAAACAUACUUCUCAGAUGUAAAGCAUCAUUCAUCCAGAAGAAGCCCAAAGUGCUUUUCAAACAGCCAAUAUAGGGACCAUUCACCCACCACUGAAAGGCAGCCACUUCCGUGGUGGAAGGCAACAGCCAUUCGGGGUCAGCAACAUCACACACCAGUAGAUUUCAACAGAUGCAUUACCUCUCAACUCAUCAAGUGGUUUAGCAAUUUCCGUGAGUUCUACUACAUUCAGAUGGAGAAGUAUGCACGCCAAGCCAUCAACGAUGGUGUAACAAGCACUGAAGAGCUGUCUAUAACCAGAGACUGUGAGCUCUACAGGGCCCUCAACAUGCACUAUAAUAAAGCAAAUGACUUUGAGCAGGUUCCAGAGAGAUUCCUGGAAGUGGCUCAGAUCACAUUACGAGAGUUUUUCAAUGCCAUUAUCGCAGGCAAAGAUGUUGAUCCUUCCUGGAAGAAGGCCAUAUACAAGGUCAUCUGUAAGCUGGACAGUGAAGUUCCUGAGAUUUUCAAAUCCCCAAACUGCCUCCAAGAGCUUCUCCAUGAGUAGACAUUUCAACCACUAUUUAUGAAUGUAUAAAAAAGUAGCAGACCCUCUUUUUUGAUGCCCAAGUUUUGUGUGUGUGUGUGUGUAUUCUUUUCAUAUACAUAUGUAAUAUAUGUAUAUGAAAUCAGAUCAUAACCCCUUGUGAUUUUUUUCUUACUUAGAUCAGUAAACAAUGGAUAAUUAUUUAACUCCUUUGAUUUACUUUUGUCCUUGACUUUGAACUUUUCAAAAGGAAAAAAUGGGUUAUUUCACCCCAAGCCCAUCCCUACAUCUCUGGGAGAAGAAUUGUUUUUAGUGUGUACAAGCCUAUUUUAGCUAGUUUAGGACCUUUUUGUUCUAGCAUUACCAUUCUACAGACCAUGACUUCCAAACUCUUCUUUCAAGCACAGAUGCCCCUUCUAGUUAGUUGAAGAAAAUCAUAAUCCACACUUGUCUUCAAGCUUUUUUGUUUGUUUGUUUUACCUUUUCAAGACCACGUGUAUGAUUGGAAUAUAUUCCUUUCCAGUGUCUAAUAUGCUCCUGCAAUGCUAUGAGCUAUAUGCUCUAUCUCAGUGGAUCCUAGGAACCACUGUCUCCCCAUUUUGGAAAGGUUGGGAAAGAAGUAGAGGGAUCUCCUAGGAACCACUGCAGGCUUGAAAUGGAUCCAGACUAGGAGAAUUCUGGAGAAGUCUUGAUCCAUUCCAAAACAGAUCAAGGAAGUAAAGUUAGAAGCCCGAGAUCUAGUGCUGGGAUGCCCUUUUUGAGUUCACCACACCACUAUUUACCUUCCUCCUGCCCUGUACUUUCAAGCAAAGAAUAUUACAUGAAAUAAUAUUAAUUCAUUUAGGCUGUUUUUGUGGGACACGACUUAAUCUCUUUCUGCAGACUGCCUGUUUUCUUAGGGGGGGAUGGAUAGGUGAACUGAUUCUCUUUGAAGACUUAAGGAGUAGCAGUCUGCACUUUUAAUUCAUUGCAGGACUUCACUGUAAUUUUUAAUAGCAACAAAAAUAUCAGUUUUCCCAAACCAGAACUGGAUAUCCAGCAACUUCCAGUUUUUGGGGGGGGGAGGUAUUUUGGCAGCCUGUGCAGCCCUUGGAGCAUGCCAGGACUAGAAAACUAGCCCCUGUGACAGCCACAGCCCUCUUUCUUUAUAAAUGUAAUCAUCCAUUUUUAAGUCCCAAUAAUUUACCGGUAAAUCAUUUGGUAAAUCUCUCCAUAGAAAUCAAUGGAACCUUAAGUCUGUAGUCCGAUGUACACAUUUGUGGGUUUAUUCCCAUUGAAUUCAAUAGUAGCUGACCAUUGAACUCAUCUGCUUAAUGCUGAAAUUUGGCAGGAUUGUGUCCUUACAAUUGAUCACCUUGAAUGGUCAAAUUUGGAGCCAUGUUCCAAAUGGCAUUUUUAUCAAAAUAUAUUCUUCUCUCUCCCAGACCCCCACCCACAAGUACUUAAGUGGUGUAUAUAUUUAUAUAUUUCAUAUUUUUACCUGGGGAAAAAUGUGUUUUGAAUUUAUCUUUACAUUUGAGUAACACUGUAAGAUACCUUUGAUUUAUUUUUAAAUUACUGAGGCAAAAAAAUAAAAAAUAAUAAAAAAAUAACAUCAUCUCAACGUACAAGAAAACCUUAUGGAUAAUAGAAACUGAAUAGACAUUUUAUUUAAAAAAACAUUGUUUAAAAGACUGAAUUAGGCACAAUAUAGAAAGAGAGCACAACUGUGGAGAAAACUGGGCAUACCGGGUUCAUUGCAUCCAAUGGAAUGCAAGUGGUUAACUGUGUUUGCUAUCUUACUGGGACUUAAGCAUGCUUAACUAGCUCUGGAUUAUGCCUAUAAAUCAUGCAGAAACUUCAUCCCUGUCCCAUUGGCUAGGAAAGCAGAAGCUAGCCAUUUUUAUUAUUUCCUCAAAUAUGAGUGAUUCAUUAACAAUGAAUGAAACUGAUUAAGCAACUUUUCUUCUAAAACAAGAGUUAGCAGCAAACAAAAUAUGAGAGUAAUACAUAAAAGAAUGGGGUUUAUCCAUUUUUUAAAAAAAAUUCAUCUCAAGAUAGCUUUCAUAAUUACUUUGUGAAUAAAACCACUGAAAUUAACCGAGUCCUGAUCAAAACAUGAUUUUUAAAGUUCUCGGGGUCAAAAUUAGUAUAAUACUGGGCAUUCAGAUGCCUCUGAAAGGGGCAGCGAUGGAAAUAGUUCUGUGCCACACCAUAAAGUCUGCUAGAACUAAGCAUUGCGAACCUGGUGAACAGUGUUUCCUUACCAGUGGUCAAUGGCAUGGGUCCAGAAAGUGCAAAUUGUCACACAAUUGAAAUAUUGGGGGGGGGGUUGUGUGUGAUGGUUACAUGAGUAAUAUGCAUGACUGCCAUUUUCAGCAAUGAGUGGGCAUUUAGCACAUAGAGACAUUUCUAAUUUUUGACAUUUACAGAAAUAGAAUGCAUGUUAAUGCAGUCCAAGAUGAAAUCUCUCCUCAAGCUGACCAAAAUCAAGUUUACUUUACAGUGCAAAAUAGUAAUAAGACUUGUAUGAAUACAUCUGAAGUGAGUUGACACAAUAAUCUACCAGACUGGGCACUUGUUGCUAGUUUGUAUGCUUUUCCCCCCAGUGGUUUCCUUUUUCUUUUCUUUUUCUUUUUGCAAAAGUGUAGUGUCUAAUAGUGUUUUCUGAUAUGCUAUGGCACUAUGUAUUAGUUUUCUCUGUUGUCUUUUGUACAGAUGCAGUAAGAAUUUAUUGUUAACUGGGCUAGCAUUUUACAUUAUUUGACCCUUUCCUUUGGCAAUUUAAUACAGGGAUGAUACUAAUUAGACAAUGCAUUUGCUUUACAAUUAAGCAGGGUUGUUGUGGAGUUUUUUUUAAGGCUAUUCCCUCCUUUUUUCUCUUCUUGGAACUUGAUUUUUUUUUAAUAUAAAAAAGACAAAAUGUAUUUUGACUUUAGAGAGUGAAAGUUUACCCCAGAUGGCAUUUCUAUAAAACUAAAAGCUAACCUAGAAAUUGCAGUGAUGCUUUGUGUACAAAUACUGCAUGAGAGAUGGUUGAAGGUAGUUAUUGUCAUGAAAAGCCUUAACAUCUGAUGAUUUCUUUAAAAAAAUACACUAGGGCAGCCAGAGUACAAUUCAGUGACCCUUUUCCACAUGCCAAAAUAAGUUUUCUACAGGCCUGGUAGGAAUUUUCUUGUUGCAAGACCUUUGCUCAAGAAAGUAAGCAAGACACAUCUAGAAAAUAUACACUGUAUACAAAAAUCAAUGGGUAUUUUCAUACUGUAGUUUAAAACACAUUGUUGAUCAACCACAUUUUCUUAACCCAGGAACAAGUAUCAGGCCUGCAUCCUCUCACCUUGUCCUGCAUCCUCAACACCUUGUGUGUUGAGUCUUCACACUUCACUUUGAGGCUAUUCAAGCUACAACUCCCUGUUAUACCUGAAACAGAGAGCUGUGGUUUAAUGGCUGUUUACUAUCUUAAAACUCAGUUUGAUCUUACUUUCAAGUUCUUAUUUACUAAAUCAACAUUAGAUCAGGGUUUCAUCUUUCAGAGGUAAAUUAUAGUUUAAACAGACCAUGAUCAAAGCUCCAUAGCUAGUACACAAAAAAAAGAAAGGUAUCAGGAAAAUGUGCAGUUCCAAAAUUCAUUCCCAGAUUGGUAAAACAAGGUUUAUUAACUUUAUUGUGCAUAAGCUUUUUUAAAAAAAAAAUCUCUUGCUUAUAGCUCUUUGGGUUGUAGUCCAUCAUUUUUUUAUUAUUGUUAUUUUUACAUAGGCUGUGUCUGUGCAGCAUAGACAGUAGCAUGAGAUAAAAGGUCACCUUCUUUCCUUCCUUCCUUUUUCUUUUUUGCAGCAGACAUUGUACUCAAAGCAAGCCAUAUUAAUGAAUUUCUUCUGAAGUACCUUAGUACAAUUUUUGCAUCCAUUCAGUUUGUAUUUGAUGUCCAUAACAUUUCCCAAUGUAGGGUUUUGCUGAGGAUCUGUGCUCUUUAAUCACUCACAUUCCCUUGAUUAAAUUGCUUUUCCCUGUUCCUUUCACUGUUACUCUAAAUCCACAACUAGGAUAUAAAACAGAGGUACUGUUGUGCCAAAAUAACGACAAUAUUUCCAAACUUCUAUACUAGCAAGUACUUCAUCAAGGAAGUACUUCUUUUUCUGUUCUAUCAUGACUGCAUGGAAUUUCUCAAAAUAUCCUUUCCUUGUGUAGCAGUUCCAGUUUGAAAACAGGAUUAAAAAUUUGGUUUAGGUCUUCGUUUCUUCUUAUCACAGGAGAACAUUUCAGUCCUCAUUUAAACUGAAGUAUUCAGGAUAUGGGCAGGAAAUAUCCAAGAACUAUACUUUCCCAAUAUAUAGGUAUCUUCCAUUAAGUAACAGCAGAUAGUAAACAAUUUUCAAAAUGAGAUACACUUCUAUGGCAUUUGCUUAUGUACAAAGGCUACUAUUUCAUUAUUGUCACCUUGGACAUUAAAAAAGCCAUACUGCACCUGUAAUUUGCCGGCCAUGCUUGUUACAAGUGCAUAGAUUCUUACCAAGGAAGACAUAGUCCUGAGUUCUUUGCCAUGAAAUGUUUUGUACAGAUUGGACACAUUUUGGUGGUCAAGAUUGUACCACUGUGUCACCUGCCCUUUAUCAUCACAUUAUGAAUUGCGAGGAUACCAUUUAUUGGAAAUAUGAGGCUGUAUGUGACAUAGCUGGCUCUGUCAUACACCCACUAAUGGUAGGUUGCUGUGUAUGUGAGCUGUACCUAUCCUGGCUGUUUCAGGAAAAUUAUACACUAUAAAUGGAAACUAGUUGUAAAACCAAAAUUGUAAUAGGGCUAAUUUUUCCUCUCCAAAUUACAGUUACAUGCCUCUUAAAAGCCUGCUCUGGAGGUUUUCUUAUUCCUCUGGAGCAGAGAUGGGGUAUGCAUGGGGAUGGGCCUCCUUGAUUGAUGGAAGUUCUAUAAGGAGAACAGCGCUGUUGGGAUUGGGACAUUUUCAGGCUACAGAAUUAUAGUACUGUGAUUCCACUUUAACUGCCAUGGUUCUGCCCUUUGGAUUCCUGGGAUUUGCAAUUUAGGGAGGGCAUUUAGAAUUCUCAACCAGAACUCUCUAGAGUGUCACCAAAAUACAGAACCCAGGAUUUCACUGAAUGAAACUGUGGGACUUAAAAUGGAAUAAUAGCUCUAUUGUUGUGAGGUGUAAAUGGGCCCCGGCUGUAGUAAUGUCCUCUCUUCCAGAAAUAUUGGACAUUGUAUAGUCAGGCCUUCAUAUCCAUUGGGGAUCUAUUCCAGACCACAUCGCCCCUGCAGAUAUGAAAAAAUGCUGGACCUCAAGUCCUGUUGUCCCUCAUGGCAGUGCAAAGAACAUACAGCUGUUAGCAUAGUUGCAUGCACAGGCUGCCAUUUGGAACGACAAGGGGCUUGCCAUCCACGGAUGCUCAAAUCCACAGAUGGCAAGCCUGUGGAUGGUGAGGCCCCACUGUAAUUAAUAUGAGGAAGAUCUCUAAAAAUGGUUUUCUAACUUUGUGAGGAAAUGUGAUGGUCAAACCAGUAACACCUUGCAAUACAGAAGUGUCUCCUUCCACUAAGUUCAGCACAGCAACCACUUAGUUGAUGCUGUAUCCAACAGUGUCGUCAUGCUGAAGCAAGCAGAACACUGAGCAGCCCCAGAAAUAAGAAUACUCGCUCACCCCUCCAAGCAUUUUUUUCUCUCAGCAAAACUUUACAUAGGAUUGGGUCAUUAAAGACAGGCGGCUGCUUUUAUUGUACUAAGAAAAGUUUAUAUAAGGAAGUAGGGUUUUUUUAAAGUUAAAAUCACAUAUGCACAUUUACAUCCUCCUAAUUCAUAUACACUUUUCCUGCAUAGAAACUGGAGGUUAGUGUGUGUGCCUAGACCUCAAAUGCACCAGCGGAAGGAUUAAGUAAAACGAAUCCUUCAAAUUCCCAGUUUUUUCCCCCUUAAUAAGUACAGUUGUUCGUGUGCCUUCUGUGGCUUACAAUUUUUGUCUUUUUGAACCUUUCUGCAACUCCCAGUUACUACAGCUGCAAUAAACACUAAAUUAUUUUUCCUUCCUUGACCCCCUUUUCCACAGCUGUUUGACAUAAUGUUGAUAGCUAUGCAUAUUUUUGUGUCUUUUUGAAGAAAAAAAAUAUUUAAAAAAAUCAAACAAACAAAAGCAGGAGAAUAAGUUUUUGAAGAAAAGAAUUUUUAGAACAGUUUGAUAAUGCAAAUUAUUUUUUUUCUCAGUCGUUUGAGCAGCGUUCAAUUUUGAAAAUUUCUUGUAGAAGCCAAGUUUUUGUAACAGUGGUGCAGAUCUUGUGUUUUCUUAGCCUAAUGAAAAGUAGUAUAGAAGCAAUAUUUCAUACGUAUUAUACAUAUGUGUAUACAUAUACAUACAUAUAUACCCACAUAUACACAUGAUAAUAUAUAGAUAUAUAUAUGUAUAUAUACUGAUACACACACAAUAUGCGUGUGAAGUGAAAAGCUUACAAUUUUCCAAUGUAGAUUAAGAACCUAUUUUAAACAUUUGUUAUGUUUUGUGAGAUGAAUGUUCUAUUUGAAACUAUGAAACAUUUAAUUCUUACUGUAUCUCUGGUUGUGUAAUGGGAACGCUUCACAUUUAAUGGUUUUUAAAAAGUGGAAGAUAUUAGAAUGUAGUAAUUAUUUAAGGAAGUGUUCGCCCAUAUAUUCCUGAGGUUUGCUUUUGUGCCUCUGAGUAUUAUUUAAUUUAAAGUGUUUUAAGUUUGCAGAAUCAUUGUUACUGUACCAGGUAUGUGGGUGAACAUCUAUAGCGAGGGGAACUUUUAUAAAGCAAUGUAUAUAUUCAGCUUGAUGGCUCUUCUUGAAUAAAAGGCAUAUGAUUUUAAUAACUACAUUCAGCGAACAUCUGCUAAAUUUAUAAGAAACGCUGCAGUUAACUGUGUAGAUAGUUGAAAGCAUUCUUUAAAACCCAGCUCAGUACUUUUAAAAGAGAGAUCUCAUCAUGUGUCCAGGACAUGAACAAUCUAGUUUCUGUAAAGUUAUAGAAUUUUUUUCCCCCUGUAUGCACAAAGUAAUUUAUUGGCAAAGGGUUUUUUCCUGCCCACAGGUUAAUAUUAAUUAAGAAAUAAAAGUGAAGAUUUUUUGUGGCUUUAAAUAUAGGACUUUCACCAGCAAAACUGAAAGAUAUAAAUAAAUAUAUAUAUAUCUAUAAAUAUAUAUAUAUAAAUAUAAAUAUAUAUAAAAGAAGUGGUUUGCUAACCCCCUCAAAUGAGCAUUGUACAUGAGAAGUAAUCAAAAAUGGGGGGAAAUCCUCUAUUUGUCACGUGUAUUAUAUGGUAAUUAUUGGUGUUUUAGUGCAAAGACUUUUUUUUGGGUAUCUAUUCUGUGUUUGGAAGUUUUAAUAAGCAUUGUUUUCAAAAAGCUCCCCUUAAAGAAUGUAACUGAUUUAUAUGAGUAAGCAGUUACUGUAUUGCACUUAAAUGUUCUUUUGAAGGAAAUGCAAUUUUGUUUUCUGUAGAACUGUUGGUUGUAAACCAUUGAAAAUUGCGCAUAUAUUGAGCUGGGAUAAGAACUGGUUUUAACCUUUGCAUCUUCUUAGGGAUAGCUCUAAUGCAAAAUGGCAACUUUAGCCAUCCCUGUGAUUCGAGAAUGUCAUUUAUUUUCUGUGUUCAGCUAGUCACCAUCAGAAAUACUAAAAUAUACAAGAAAUCUGUGGUUGGAUCCAGAUAAGACCUCCAGCUUAAAUUCUACCCCAAACUAUUGAAGGCAGAUUUACUUAAGAAAUCAAUUUUAUACUGCAGGAUUUUUUAAAAAGCCAAACACAUGCAUAUUCUUUUAGGGAAAUAUAUUCUAACCAUAUAAAUCUCAGUUCAAAAGUUAGAGAAAAAACUUAUUUAACAGUUACAUUUUAACCAGAAGAGUCAAAGGGUAAGGUAUAAAACUGCUAUUGUCCCAGCUGCUUCUCAUAUGUAUAUAGUUACAAAAGUGACAAAACACUGCCUUUAUAUUAUUUAGCAAUAUGUUGUAAAUAGCAUUAUUAAACUUUUUUGUAAUAAAACCCUUUAAUUUGAAGUUAGUACAAUAACGGAAUUAAUAAAGUCCAUUUUUGAUUUUUUUUAAUUUUAUUUUUUAGUUAGAGGCAAUUUCAACUGUGGAUUUUUUGUUGUUGUCUAUUGUUCUGAAGACUUUGCAUAAUUUAUUGGUUUAAUUUAUCCUAAUUUAUUUGAUGGUGUACAAUUUUGUAUUGCCAAGGAUGUACUGUAAUAUUAAUUGAUGAUGUGAUAAAACAUGAAGACUCCCCUGUCUGUAUGGAGGGAAAAAAGGUGCAGUAGACAAUUGAUUGGGAAAACAAGUUACAAUUCUAGCUUGGCAGCUACUAAAUUGAAAAAGAAAUCAGGAAAAAUGGUUUUGGGGAGGGUGGGGUGGGAAGGGAGGGAAUCUUAUUUUGUGUGUUUUAAACUUUUGUAUACUCUCCAGACCUUUACCUUUUUGCUUUGUACCACUUAAAGGAUACAGUAGUUCAAUUGCCUUGUGUGCCUUCCAUCUUCUCUAAACUGAAUGUAUGUGCAGUAUAUAUGCAAGCUUGUGCAAAAUAAAAUAUAAAUUACAAGCUCA